CAUAGCAUAGCCAUGUCCACAAUGUCAGAGACAAAGGAACUUUUCAGACAAGCAGAUGCUGUAUGUUUUGAUGUGGACAGCACAGUUAUCAAAGAAGAAGGCAUUGAUGAACUAGCUAAGUUCUGUGGUGUGGGGGAUGCGGUAACUGAAAUGACACGUAGAGCCAUGGGUGGCUCAAUGACUUUCAAAUCAGCUUUGACUGAGCGUCUCGCCAUCAUCAAAUGUUCCAGAGAACAAGUCAAUAAACUGAUCACAGACCACCCUCCACAGCUCACCCCAGGUAUUAGGGACCUUGUGGACCGUUUACAUCAGCGCAACAUCAAGGUGUUCCUCAUCUCAGGUGGCUUUCGCUGUAUUGUUGAACAUGUGGCCACUCAGCUAAAUAUUCCUUUAGAAAAUGUCUACGCCAACAGGCUCAAGUUCUACUUUAAUGGCGAGUAUGCAGGAUUUGAUGAGAGCCAAGCAACAGCAGAGAGCGGUGGCAAAGGAAAAGUCAUCAGCAUGCUGAAGGAAAAGUACGGCUUCAAGACAGUUGUAAUGAUUGGAGAUGGAGCCACUGAUCUGGAGGCCUGUCCUCCAGCUAGCGCCUUCAUCGGAUUUGGUGGCAAUGUCGUGAGGCCUCAGGUUAAAGAGUUGAGUACGUGGUAUGUUACAAGUUUUGGAGAGUUGCUGAAAGAAAUGGAAAAGAUUUGA
Molecule: messenger RNA, 693 nt
Organism: Nerophis lumbriciformis (worm pipefish)
Lineage: Eukaryota; Metazoa; Chordata; Actinopteri; Syngnathiformes; Syngnathidae
Source: RefSeq, a predicted model, not a curated record